CAUCCUGGGGCUUAGCCCACAUGCCUCAGAGUGGGCUGCAGGUGUUCUGUAUGGCAUGGAGAAGAUGUGCAUUGCCUAGAGUUCUUAGUGGGGAGCCUCAAGUGGGGGAUAGAUUGUCUUACGAGGAGUGAAAUUCAUCAUGUACCCAGCCAACAGGCACAGCACGGGCUGCAGCAUUAUUGAUGCAAUACAGAUGCCUAUACAGAUAGAUUGGAUAGAAGCUAAACUGCCCUGCUAAUCAGCUUGACCUCUAAAGACCACCUCAGGGGGGCUCUUGAGGCACAUCUGGGGUUUUUGGUUCACAUGGCAGCAGCAAACUCGACUCCACCUGGUUCUUUGGAUUUAAACCAGCCUGGAUUUUCAAAGGAGAUACUGGGGACUAAAUUGGAGGGCAAAUAUCUCUGCUCCGAGUGCAAGAAUAUUCUGAGGAGGCCAUUUCAAGCUCAGUGUGGACACCGCUAUUGUUCUUACUGCCUGAAGAAACUUAUAAGCUCUGGGCCUCAGAAGUGUGCAGCCUGUAUUCAGGAAGGAAUAUAUGAAGAAGGAGUUUCUAUUUUAGAAACAAAUUCGGCUUUCCCAGAUAACGCAGCUCGUCGGGAGGUGGAAAGUCUGCCGGCUGUCUGUAUUAAUGAUGGCUGCCCAUGGAAAGGGACUAUUAAAGAAUAUGAGAGCAGCCAUGCAGGGGACUGCCCGUUCAUGCUGAUUGAGUGCCUGGCAUGUAAGGGAAAGAUCAAACUGAAUGAAAAGGAGCGCCAUUCGGAGCGGGAAUGCCCCGAGAGAAGCCUCAACUGCAAAUACUGCAAAUCGCUUUUCUACUUUCCAGACAUUAAGGCUCACGAUGAGAUCUGCCCUAAAUUUCCACUGAGUUGUGAGGGCUGUGGGAAAAAGAAGAUUCCAAGAGAGAAGUUUCAGGACCAUGUGAAGACUUGUGGCAAAUGUAAAGUGCCUUGCAGAUUUCAGGUUGUCGGCUGCACUGAGAUGGUGGAAAAUGAAAAGCUGCUGGAGCACGAAAGCAAAUGUGUGGGGGAGCAUCUGUAUAUGUUGCUGGGCUUUGUGCUCAGCCUCAAGGCUGAGUCUGGAGACUUAAAGCACCACCCAACCCUUGGGUCAAUGCAGGACAACUCCAUGCUCUUAACAACCAAUUCGCUGUGCUCUGAAUCAGAGCUCUCUGAGUCCUUGGAGCUGCAGGGGAGGUGCGAGGCCCUGGAGAGGAAGACGAUCACAUUUGAAAAUAUUGUGUGUGUGCUGAAUCGGGAAGUGGAAAGGGUGUCUCUGACAGUGGAGGCGUAUAGCCGGCAACAUCAGCUGGAUCAGGAGAAAAUUGAAAUGCUCAGUAACAAGGUCCGGCAACUGGAAAGGAGCACUGGACUGAAAGAUCUAGCCAUGGCUGACAUGGAGCAAAAGAUCCGUGACAUGGAAGCUUCCACCUAUGAUGGCAUUUUCAUCUGGAAGAUUACAGACUUUGCCAGAAAACGUCAGGAGGCGAUAGCCGGCCGUUGUCCUGCCAUCUUCUCUCCAGCCUUCUACACAAGCAAAUAUGGCUAUAGGAUGUGCCUGCGUGUGUACCUAAACGGGGACGGCACUGGACGUGGGACCCACUUGUCUCUGUUUUUUGUGGUGAUGAAAGGACCCAAUGAUGCGCUUCUGCGAUGGCCCUUCAAUCAGAAGGUGACCCUGAUGCUGCUGGAUCAGAAUAACCGGGAGCACAUUAUCGACGCUUUCCGACCUGAUGUGAUGUCAUCAUCCUUCCAGCGACCUGUCACCGAGAUGAAUGUUGCCAGUGGCUGCCCACUCUUCUGCCCAGUCUCCAAGAUGGAGGCCAAGAACUCUUACGUGCGUGACGACGCCAUCUUUAUUAAAGCCAUCGUAGAUCUCACAGGCCUCUAAAGCCUCCUCCCCACCAGGAGCAUUGAGCACAGAGUUAGCCGACCAGGGCUCGCCCUGUGCUGUACCCUCAGCAUGCUCCAGAGCAGGGGCAAAGUCCAGACCUGGCCCCGUCCCUGAAGGGACCUGCUCCGCUGAGUGGAAAUGCAGUGUCUGAUGGGAACCCUCCCUUGGUAUCAAAACACCAGCUGCUCUAGUGCAGAUCUUCCUUGAGAAGAGGCUUGUGUUGAAGUUAGUUUGAGUUUGAUCCAUGAUCAAUGGGGACUGGAUGAUCCCCUGCAGGAAUCAGCUACCAGGGCUCCCUGCACCCGGGUUUCAAGCUAAAACGAAGGCAGCUCUUAUGUACUUGUUUAAUGCACAACUCCUACAAUGGAACAGGCAUUCAGCUUGCCCAGAGCACCACUGCACAUCUCCCUUUGGCCAGGCCCUUUCAUUCUCCUAGGAGAGCUCCGUGUUAGAGGGAGCUGGUUUCUCUCUGGUGUUUUUGCUUAAAGGUUCUGUAAUUCUGUGUUGCUGGUUGGUUUGAUCUUUGACAUGAGGGUAUGAGGGAAGAUGUGGACUAGGAGCAGACAGAGGAGGUAUGUGGGCUUAGCACGGCAGAGACAGUUUAGCACAGUCUCACUGGCCUUUCUUUGGCAGACACAGCUGCAGAGGCACUUUGAGUGGGGCCAUAUGUCAGCAGGGCAAGAGGGAGCUGUUCCCAGUGUCCAUGUCAAAGACCCAAAGCCCUGCCUGGGUUUUAUCUGUAAGUGAUCUGAUGGGAGGGGAAGUGUAGAGUGAGGGAGGACAGCACCUGAGGAAUAUUUUCCUCCUUUCUUUCAGUGUAGGCGUCCUAUAGAACCUACUGCUCCGGUGCUCCAGGUGCCUUUGGCAUAGCUUGGGUUUUUAAUGACCAAACAGAUGAGUCUUGUAACUCUCUGGAGCGGGUCCUGACCUAGUCAGAAAGGUGCCUUGGAAUCUAAUUUGUUGCCUAUUAAUGGUUAACUCCGGGAGCUGGGCUUAGGGUAGGACAGCCUUGGUCCCCAGUGUGUGAGCUGGAUAUCACCCCAGGAAUGAGGGUUUAGCUGAGGGGGUAAGCUCAUUAGCUCCUUUCCCCACGGCUCUCAUCCUGGCUCUUAGCGCAUCUCUUCAUUUGCCUUUGCAGGCAGGCCCCUUCUGGUGUUCCCUCGCCUGGAGUUGUUGGUCCCCCACUGAGUAUCCUCCCCCAGGCGGCAGCAAAUCUUGAAUGUGAACUCUUGGGCUCUUCACUCUGUCAAGGGGGGUUAGUUGUUUACAACGCUGGAGGUCUAACAGCCUCACCAGCACUGCAGCCCUGAUUGCUGCCUGUAGCUUUUCAGUAGCACAGACUGGUGGCUUCCUUCGCAGUCAUGCUCUCUAGAGCAGCCUGGCCAGCUCAGUGUGCUCUCUCCAGCCAGCCAGUCUGCAGCUGCUUGGUUAGAAACUGUCUUAGGGCUUUCCCUGUGUAGUCUUCCCUCCCUGAGUUCCUUGCACUGUGGCCCGUUGUUUUUCUAUUUCGUGGAGAAUGGGUCCCCCUCAGUGUGUUGCCAUUGUGGCUAAUUGGCCCCUCAGAGUUAUUCUGUGGUGGUCACCUCUAACUCCAGAGUGGCCAUUAGCCACUUUGGAGCCUUAUUUGUGGUUUUCUGUCUCCUCUCCCCAUGGGUCCUGUUCUCUCCCAUCCCUACAAACCUUCAGGUUCUCUUUGGCCAAAGCACCCAGCUAGCUGCUUUUUGAACCAUCCUUCAGGUGUUGUCCCAGUCCUGUCCAACUCUUCCCCUGCUCUUCUGGCCUGGAGGACAGGCAAAGAGGCCGGCCCUGCUGCCCAUGUCAGAGGUGCUCCCGGUGGUUGGCUGGAGCCCCCAGAGAGCAACAGCUCCACUUCCAGUUAGCAUCAGUAAUCCGCUGCCUGUGUGCAGGGGAAGGAAUUCUCUGUGGAACGAUCACCAGUUAGCAAAUGCAGGGGAAUCCAGGGUUGUGAAAUUGUGGCCCUCUCCGUGGAGGAAGGCCAUAGCCCCACUGUUGUGUCCUCUAAAGAGAGAAAUUGUGUUCCCCCCACCUGGUCUGCAGAGCUGAGGCACUUCUGCCUUCACGCUGUCCUAGCUCGGAUCAGUGACAGGCUGUCUCAUUGUAGGCCACCACUCAAGUGUAGGCAGCGGCCUGCUUCAGUCCACUUGGCUCCAUGCUCCUCCCAGCCCUUCCUCAGCUGGGGUCAGAAAUCAGUCAGUGGAGAUGAGUUUUGAUUCCAGGCUAGGGUGAUGGGAAGCUUCUGCUAGGACUAAAGGGGUGCGUACUGGCUAGUGCCCACAGAGAAGUAAGCCAGCAGGGGUCUCCAGCACUGCACUGCUCCCCAGCUGAGAAGCCACUAUUAUUGAGCCGUUAUUUACACGUGUCUCGUUUCUGGGCCAGGAGCAGUGGCUGGUUCUCUAGGGAUGGAGAGCAGGGAAAGGAUUAUCUAUGUGCAGAACUCCCCAUCCAAAGAGGUGCCAAUUCCAUGAUCUCCAGCUGCCAAUAAACAGAUGUAAAACAGCCGCUCCAUGGGAGCCAAAGGGAAUUAAAUCAGCUUAGUUUAAAGACCAACAUCUAGAUACUGAAGCAGGCUGGGGUUUGAGUGCCUGCACCUCCCCAGGCUUCCAGUCUGUACAGUACUCCACAGCAAGCUGUCUGAGUCUCUCUGCUCUCCCCGCCCUGCAUUGACUCCAGCCAUUGUUCCCUGCCCUGAGGCAGUGCUGCUGCAUGCCCAGUGGCAACGGGCCUGGGGCUGUUCAGUUUCAGAACACUAUGUGCAGAUGGGGCCCAACCCUUCAGGAACUAGCUGUUUCUCCAACCUGUUCCCCUUGAUGCCAGGAGCCUGUUUUCUGUUAUGUGCACUCUCCAACUCCCCCUUGCAGUGACUCUCCUUUGGGCACUUGCUAAGAGUGGUUUCCCUACUUGAGGAGGCUGGAGACUACACAUUCCUGUAGACUGAGCAGCUGAUUGGCUGUUUGCAAGGGCCAGCCUGACUCUUUGUACUACUGUCCUCCAGCCCUGGGAGGGUCCACUGACAAGGUCAUGGCAGAGUUAAACUGCUGAAGCAGAAGGCAGGGGGAGGUGAGCUCUCCCCUGGUUUGGGAAGCAUUAGCUUUGUUUUCAGUGGCCGGGGCUUGCUUUUUGAGAAACAUCAGUGUCACUGCUGGGCUUGUCCCUCGACAGCAAGCUCCAGGGAUUUAGAGUACAGCUGCCUUUGGGGGGUUGAGCAGUAAGGGGACAAGUGGAGAUUUCUGGGAAAGGGGUCCUGGGCCCCAGGUCCCAUCAAAGCCCUAAAGCCCUAACAGGGACCCUGAGGUUUGAAAGGCGUCUCUGGCACAUACUGUAUAUUGGCAUCUGCUGUGGGUUCAGUCCAAGAUUCAGUCUGGUGGCUGGAGUGGAACCCAAAGCCAACUCCAUAUAGUGCUUGUGGCAGGAGAGACCAAGGUGCUGUGCUGGAGCUGUCUGGCUCUCCCUCCCUGUGGAGAGGUGUUGGGAUGAGUUUUUAGCCAAGGUUCAAAGCCUACUCAGGAUGGCUGUGACUGUGGCUGCAGGAGCAGCCCUGUUCCACAUCGUGCUGAGGACUUCACAGCUGAGGACUUCACAGACAUGUGAUGGGCCCCUCCCCCAGGAGCUGCUAUCCUAAACAGUGGGGGGAGAGAACUCCAAAUCUGGAGCAGCAUCCAGAUUCCCCCGCUGUUCUGUGCUGUGGCAGUAGUGGGCUGCUAUGCAGCAAGAUGGCCUCUGGCUGCUGCUGUGCUUGUUAGACCACAUUUUGUGCAAAGUGUGGCUCUAGCAAGCGAUUGCGCCAUGCUGCACUGGCAUGGAUGCUGUUAGUGGAGGCCCCGUUGAUCUCUGUAUGACACACAAAGUCUUGGGGGAUGCUUGUGCUGUCACUGCUGCACUUUCCCUAAUAGUAUAAAUUCACCCAACAGCCUGCACUGGCUUCCUGCUAGAGCCCCAGUGUUCCCAUGCUGGAGAGGGCCCCCUGGUUCCAUCCAGGCUGUAAUAUUGACCAGAGGAGCCCAGCUCUGGCACAGAAGGAACCACCUGUUAUAUCCAUCUCAUGGAAGAGGGUCCUAUCUGCAUGAGCAAGCCUGUUCCAGCUGAGGGCACAGCUGGGCUGCUGCCCGUUUAAGCACAGCAGAGUGGAGGGGGAGAGAAGGGGUCCUAGUUACUGAGGAAGUCACUUGAAAGAUUUCCUGCUUUUCAUGUUGCUCUCCAGAGGAGUCCCACCCUAUCGCUUACCAGCUGUGCUAAGGUUGAUGGCUUUUCCCUGCAGGACCGCCCCCCCCGCCAAAUUAUUUCCUUUCAGCUUACUGCCUCCCUUCAAUUACCUUCAGUGGAAUUGAUCGGCUUCCCCUGCUGGUGGCUAUGAUACAUUCAGCUCAGCAGGGUCUGUGUCCACAAAAUUCCAGAGUGCUUGAGAGGCUAAAUGCCACCUAUGCCAUGCAGCACCCACUUUGUGAAAAGGUGGGGGCUGCAAAGCCCGUGGAGGCGUGGCUGUUCCUUCCCCGGUGCUGCUGUUCAGCGGAUGUAAAGUGCUCAUGGACGAGGCAGGUGGAAGGUAACUGAGGCUUGUGCACCAGCGCCUCCCGUGGUGCUGUUUUGUGCAUGGAUGCACUGAGAACUACCAGCUUAAAAUGUGCUGUAUGUGUAUUUCACCGAGCCAACUGUGCAUACCUGCUUCUUAGCUGGGAGACAGACCAGAGAUGGCCUGUGAUCCUAGCCUCAGACAACCUUCCCCUCUGAGUCCAGUCAGUAAUGGGAUAGCUGUAUCACAGCUACAGCUGUCUGUUUCCCACCACCGCCUUGAAAGACACUAGCAAAUCUGCCUGGGCAGUAUCAUAUCAGCAUUUACAGGAUUAUAGAAUAUCAGGGUUGGAAGGGACCUUGGGAGGUCUUCUAGUCCAACCCCCUGCUCAAAGCUGGACCAAUCCCCAACUAAAUCAUCCCAGCCAGAGCUUUGACAAGCCUGACCUUAAAAACUUCUAAGGAAGGAGAUUCCACCACCUCCCUAGGUAACGCAUUCCAGUGUUUCACUACUCUCCUAGUGAAAAAGUUUUUCCUAAUAUCCAACCUAAACCUCCCCCACUGCAACUUGAGACCGUUACUCCUUGUUCUGUCAUCUGCUACCACUGAGAACAGUCUAGAUCCAUCCUCUUUGGAACCCCCUUUCAGGUAGUUGAAAGCAGCUAUCAAAUCCCCCCCCGCCCCCAUUCGUCUCUUCUGCAGACUAAUCAAUCCCAGUUCCCUCAGCCUCUCCUCAGAAGUCAUGUGUUCCAGUCCCCUAAUCAUUUUUGUUGCCCUCCACUGGACGUUUUCCAAUUUUUCCACAUCCUUCUUGUGGUGUGGGGCCCAAAACUGGACACAGUACUCCAGAUGAGGCCUCACCAAUGUCGAAUAGAGGGGAACGAUCACGUCACUCAGUCAGCUGGCAAUGCCCAUACUUAUACAGCCCAAAAUGACAUUGGCCUUUUUGGCAACAAGGGCACACUGUUGAUUCAUAUCCACCUUCUCGUCCACUGUAACCCCAGGUCCUUUUCUGCAGAACUGCUGCCUAGCCAUUCGGACCCUAAUCUGUAGCAGUGCAUGGGAUUCUUCCAUCCUAAGUGCAGGACUCUGCACUUGUCCUUGUUGAACCUCCUCAGAUUUCUUUUGGCCCAGUCCUCUAAUUUGUCUAGGUCCCUCUGUAUCCUAUCCCUACCCUCCAGCGUAUCUACCUCUCCUUCCAGUUUAGUGUCAUCUGCAAACUUCCUGAGGGUGCAAUUCACACCAUCCUCCAGAUCAUUUAUGAAGCUAUUGAACAAAACCAGCCCAAGGACCGACCCUUGGGCCACUCCACUUGAUACUGGCUGCCAACUAGACAUGGAGCAGUUGAUCACUACCCAUUGAGCCCGACAAUCUAGCCAACUUUCCCUAUCCAUCUUAUAGUCCAUUCAUCCAACCCAUACUUCUUAAACUUGCUGGUAAGAAUACUGUGGGAGACCAUGUCAAAAGCUUUGCUAAAGUCAAGGAACAAUAUGUUCACUGCUUUCCCCUCAUCCACAGAGCCAGUUCUCAUCAUAGAAGGCAAUUAAAUUAGUCAGGCAUGACUUGCCCUUGGUGAAUCCAUGCUGACUAUUCCUGAUCACUUUCCUCUAAGUGCUUCAGAACUGAUUCCUUGAGGACCUGCUCCAUGAUUUUUCCAGGGACUAGGUGAGGCUGACUGGCCUGUAGUUCCCAGGAUCCUCCUUCUCCCCUUUUUUAAAGAUGGGCACUAAAGUAGCCUUUUUCCAGUCAUCCGAGAGCUCCCCUGAUUUUCAAAGAUAAUGGCCAAUGGCUCUGCAAUCACAUCCGCCAACUCCUUUAGCACUCUCAGAUGCAGCGCAUCCAGUCCCAUGGACUUGUGCUCAUCCAGCUUUUCUAAAUAGUCCCGAACCAUUUCUUUCUCCAUAGAGGGCUGGUCACCUCCUCCCCAUGCUGUGCUGCCCAGUGCAGUGGUCUGGGAGCUGAGCUUGUUUGUGAAGACAGAGGCAAAAAAAGCAUUGAGUACAUUAGCUUUUUCCACAUCCUCUGUCACUAGGUUGCCUCCCUCAUUCAGUAAGGGACCCACACUUUCCUUGACUUUCUUCUUGUUGCUAACAUACCUGAAGAAACCCUUCUUGUUACUCUUAUCUCUUGCUAGCUGCAACUCCAGGUGUGAUUUGGCGUUCCUGAUUUCACUCCUGCAUGCCCGAGCAAUAUUUUUAUACUCUUCCCUGGUCAUUUGUCCAAUCUUCCACUUCUUGUAAGCUUUUUUGUGUUUAAGAUCAGCAAGGAUUUCACUGUUAAGCCAAGCUGGUCGCCUGCCAUAUUUGCUAUUCUUUCUACACAUCGGGAUGGUUUGUCCCUGUAACCUCAAUAAGUAUUCUUUAAAAUACAGCCUGCUCUCCUGGACUCCUUUCCUCCUCAUGUUAUUCUCCCAGGGGAUCCUGCCCAUCAGUUCCCUGAGAUUGUCAAAGUCUGCUUUUGUGAAGUCCAGGGUCUGUAUUCUGCUGCUCUGUGUCAGGAUCCUGAACUCUACCAUCUCAUGGUCACUGCCUCCCAGGUUCCCAUCCACUUUUGCUUCCCCUACUAAUUCUUCCUGGUUUGUGAGCAGCAGGUCACGAAGAGUUCUGCCCCUAGUUGGUUCCUCCAGCACUUGCACCAGGAAAUUGUCCCCUACACUUUCCAAAAACUUCCUGGAUUUUCUGUGCACCACUGUAUUGCUCUCCGAGUAGAUAUCAGGGUGAUUGAAGUCUCCCAGGAGAACCAGGGCCUGCGAUGUAGUAACUUCCGUGAGUUGCCAGAAGAAAGCCUCGUCCAUCUCAUCCCCCUGAUCCGGUGGUCUAUAGUAGACUCCCACCACGACAUCAUCCUUGUUGCUCACGCUUCUAAACUUAAUCCAGGAGUCUUUUGCUAAGCCAUGCGGGGAGGAUUCUUGUAAAAUUCAAGCCUCUUUACUCACAAUCCUGUGAGGGAAAGAAACCUUAGGCUAGUACACUAGUCAUGGGGGAGAGAAAUCAGUGCUGAGGGCUUGUUAUGGUAGGUUUGCUCAGGAGCAAAACUCAAAAGCAAACAAAUCAUGCCCACAGUUAAUCAAACAGAAGUGCAGUAGGCCGGUUUCUGCGUGAGGGGCUCAGGUGUCAGGCCAUCUGCAAGCAGUUAGUGUGUGGCUCAGGGUAAGAGGAGGUGGCCUUAUGAUGAAGGGACAAGUUUGGUGAGAGGGGCUGUAUAAGUUUUGGUCCUCCUGUUUAGCUGCAUUAGCACUACGUAGACAGAGCGGGUGCUCUCUGACUAGAGAUGCUAACACAGCUCUUUACAGCUCGCCCCAAGGAUUGGCACACUGCUUUCCAACAGACAACAGCAGUGUGAACAGCUAGCAGGAAUGAGGCCUGGCAUGAAGGUUGCCCCCACACUUCCAUUUUUUACACGAUUUAUACAGAAGUGGCUUCAUUAUCAUAGCAUUUCCUCACCCCCAAAGGGAGCUAAAUCAAAGAUGGUGUUUUACUUCUGCAGAGUGUCUCCUUUGAGGCAUGACCAUGUUUAGAACUCAGGGUGUGGGUGUUUGGCACUUGUGGAAAUGCCUGUAGUUUGAUGUAGCUGAUGAGUCUUCCAGGGGCCUGAUCUGGUUGGUGAUUGCUGUGUGCUAGCUUAGCCAUAACAAUAUUUCCUCCAUUAGCAGCUUUGCAACACCUUCCCUAGAACAAGCACUAGGCUUGAACCUUUCAUGGAUGUGUCCAAACAGCACAGGCUCUAAAUGUGAAAUGAAGUGUCCUCUGUGCUGUUGUAUGAGUGAGACCAUUAAUAAAGUAUUGUAUC
Dermochelys coriacea (leatherback sea turtle) is the source of this 10206-nucleotide messenger RNA. It is a transcript of the gene TRAF2, whose product is annotated as TNF receptor associated factor 2. Gene Ontology annotation, molecular function: zinc ion binding; ubiquitin protein ligase binding; tumor necrosis factor receptor binding. The record is from RefSeq and is a predicted model, not a curated record. Gene Ontology annotation, cellular component: plasma membrane signaling receptor complex; cytosol; cytoplasmic side of plasma membrane. Bases 304 to 1887 code for a protein of 527 amino acids. Lineage: Eukaryota; Metazoa; Chordata; Testudines; Dermochelyidae. Gene Ontology annotation, biological process: positive regulation of JNK cascade; regulation of apoptotic process; protein K63-linked ubiquitination. The transcript is spliced from 11 exons.